CCCCUCCUGCAGGAAAACAACCCUGGAAGCACAUUUAUACACAAACUGAUAAUGAGAGGCGGCUGAUGUUUUGUUGUUGCAGCGGACAGGUAACCUGUUACAGCUGAGGACCGUCAGACGUCUGAUUCUGGUUUGUGAAUCCGGUGGAUAUCCUGUCUUUAAUCAUCCCGGUGGAGCGAUGUGAUGAGAGCAGCUGGUCGGAUGUCUGAUAUGCUGAGACUGAAACACAGUAAACAACUCGUGAAGAGACUCAAGAUGGAGGACAGAGACGACUGCAUCACUUCCACAGUCCACAAGGUUUUCACAAAUCCUGUUUAGAAAACUACUGAUGGAGAGAAUGAAUAACAUGGAAAGAAACACUGAAACACUGUCCAACACCAGGGCUGAAGAGGUACCUGAUUUGGUGAAACCUGCAGCUGAUUCUCAUCCAGCCUGCCCGAUGGACACUCAAACACAAAACACAGGCUGUAGAGACGAUGCUGUCAGAGAUGAUCGUGGAAACGCAACUGCUCUUGGAACAGACACUGAAAGCCAAUCUGUAAACGACAAGGUUGGUGUAACUACAUCCCAUCAGACUCCACCGAUUGUAGAGAGCGAGGAGGAGAAAACGCGGUAUCACUCGACUCUUCAUCAAAUGCAGCAGCAGCAGAAACUCAAAUCUGGCCGACGCUUCAAAAAGAAAACCCUCAUGAAAAUGGCCAAACUGUUUGUAAUUGCCAAAGAAUGGGAUUCAGAGAUAAUUGAAACAUCAGAAGUGAAAUAUUCAAAUGGACCUUUAUCAGAACCUGAACCAUCAGUGUUAAACCAGAAAGAGGAAACAUUCACAUCUUCAGUUACAUCUCACAGUAACACAAUUAUCACAAAAUCUCCAGAAGUCGGAAGGAGUGAUUGUGAUAAAGAAACUUUUUUCCCAGCUGUCUCAGCAGACGUGACAUUUUCAGGUCAAACAGCAGCACCACAAGUGACAUUAAAGAAAAAGAGAGGAACACCUUCCACCAGCAAAAAACAAGCAAAAGAAGCCUGUAGCACAUCCACAAAUUUGCUUGAUGUACCUGAUUUGAACCGAGAAGUCUCAGAGCGUUCCAGGUUAAUAACGGCACCAAAAGUGCAAAGAACAGCAAGGAAAGUUAGCUCAGUGACUUUCAAAGAAGAUACAAAAAUCACAUGUGAUAACAGUGAAAUAGCAAUAAAUAGUCCAGCAGCAAUAUCCAGUGUUGAUUUAUCGAAAACGCAAACCUCUAAACGGAGAAAAAAGAGCCCCACAUCUUCUGUUAAAAAGAGAACCAAACAAAAACAUUUACCUCAGACAUUAACAGAUUGUAACGCCAUGAUGCCACAGGGUGUCAGCGAAGGUUUCUUGGUGUCAGAUGUCACUCAAAAGGAUGAAAACGAAGCAUUGUGCACGACAGCUGCAAAAAUACACAGCAAGGAUCCACCUGGAACAAAGUUGAAAAAGAAAGCUGGACGAACAUUCAGAAAAAAGGCGCUAAUGUCAAAAGAUAAACAGUUUGUUCAGGAUGUAGAAAUUAUCCGUGACAAUAAAAAGAGCGACACAUGUAAAGAAGAUGAUCUGUCUUACCAGCAGACAUCUCUGUCUCAGGUUUCGUCCAGAGGAAAGAAAAGGAAGAAAGAGGUGAUGUCAAAAGCUUCUAAGAGAAAGUCGACUGAAAGGCAACGCUCAAAGUUAAAAUCUGCUGAAACUACGGAUGUAACUCCUGAAUCCAUCAUCAAAACAGAAGACUCAGCAGGUGUUUCCCCUAACGAUGAGGUAUCAUUUCAAGUUGAACACUGGGACUGCGGUGUACCGAACGCGGCGGUUAAAACUAGACAUCCAAAGACUUUAAAGAAAGUCAGGAAAAAGAGAAUUCAUACAUCUAGACCAAAAUGCAAAAAGGGACAACAAGCUGUUCAGCUGCUUUCAGCAGACGAUAUUUCUCUGCAGAAACAAAAUGAAACAGCCCUUGAGAAAGAAAUUACCGACAUUUCAACUUCACAGCUUCAAAACCCUCAAAAACACACUGCUAACAAUAAAAAAUACAAAGCAGAGCCUGUGAAUGUACCUGUAUCUGAACCUGCAAUGAUCCAAUGCGCAGCUGCUGAAUUCCUCAUGCAGAUGUCUGAUAUUAAGACUGAACCAGCCUGUGAACCAGUGACUCUGCCAUUAACUAAAAAGAAGAGCAGACAACAAAAGAGGCCGGUACAAAGAGCAAAGAAUACAAUAACUUUAAAUGCCCCUAAUAAAGAGGAGAGUGAUUAUUUUGAUAUUCAGGGUGACACAUUCGGUCAAGAGCAACAGUUAAAUGAGGAAACAACCAGGGGGAUUAAUCCUGAGAAACCACGUAAAGGUCAAAGAAAACUGAAGAAGGUAGAAGACGAAGCUAGUGAGCAAACUAUGAAUCCUGAUUUAAAUAUUAAAUGUGAAGUGCACACGUUAAAUCAGCUGGAUUCUCCUCCGAUACAUAUAAAAAAGGAAUCAGAUGAGAGACAUAUCUCGCCCAUAAAAACUCAACCAUGCAGGAAAAGGAAACUCCCAAGUGAAUACAGAGAUAAUACCAAAAAACCCACCAAACUGAUUUCUGUUUGUGGCAGUGAAGGAGAACUGCUGUGUGGUGACAAGAUCAAUAAUAAUGCAGAAGAGGAUGUAGAAAAUUCAGGAUCAUCAGUAACUGGUAAAGCUCUGGACACAGCUCACAAAUGGCUGAAGCAAGCAGGGAGAAGGAAGAAGGUUAAACCGGAGCCUGACAACACUUUCUUGGAAAACCAGCAAAGAAAUGAGACAAAAUGCAAGAGAUUAAAGCAGAGAAAAGUGACAUCUAGCAGUUUAGGAGUCAAUGAUGUGAUUCAGGGAGUAACUGCACAGCCUGAAGAGAUUUUAAUUAGUUAUUUGAAAGAUAUAAAACGCUCACAGGUUUCAAAAUGCAGGCGCACAAGGGCAGUUAAAAAGGAGCCAGUGGUGGAUGAAGCAGUGGUGAAAAAUGGUAAUAUGUUAGAUGAAGUUCUGAAUGUUCAAGACAACGUCACAAACCCACCGAAAGAAAAUCCACAAGAUGUGAAAAUAACCGGAAAUCAAGAGGAAACGGUGAAUGUGCCGAAGGAGGAGCAGCUGAUGUCUGACAGAAUAGAGGCAGCAAAUCCUGAAAAUAUGAAAAAAUUCAAAGGCAAAAAGAAACAUGUGGUGGGAAGAAGACGUCUUAAAGUGGCAGCCUUAGUUGAGGAAAAUGUAAAAGUGACUGGUGAAGUCCAAAGUGUUGAAUAUGGCCUUACAUCCCCGUCUUUGCAUGAAAAUGUGCCAGAAAAUAUAAAAGCUAAAAGAAAGAGGGAAGGUAAAAUAGAAAAGCAGAGACUUGUAUCAGAUCAUUCAGGUGAGGGAUUUAAUAUUGUUCCAAAUCCUGCCAACGCUAGUUUAAAUAAAAACAUACAAGAAAAAGUGAAAGAGAAGGGUAAGAGAAGUAAAAGAGUAAAACCAGAGCUGUGUACUGUCGAGGAUAACAAAGAUGUAAAAUUAGAACCUGAAGAUAAAAUCUUUGCUUCUUUUAGAGGUCAAACAAAAGAAAGUCCAGAAAUCACAGAAACAGGAUCAAGUGAGAAGAGCCUACGAGGAAAUCAAAGAGUGAGCCGCAAACGCAAGACGAAAUCCUCUGCAGCCGUGUUAUUAGAGGACACGUCACAGAUGGAAGAUGUGGUAUCAGAUUUGAAAAAUGCCCUGAAAGUUUCUUUUGAGUUUGAAUGUGAGGCUCCAAAAUCAGAAUUGACAGGGAGGGAAAAUAUUAGGAGCAAGGUGACGACAAAACACAAGUUUGGACAAACAGCAAAGAAGAAGGCAUUGAUGGGACUACCAAACCAGAAAUCUAGUGAGCAGCCUGAAAGUGAUACAAGAGUUCCUGUGAACCAAGAAAUCUGCAGCAAACCAAAGAUGACGUGUAAAGGUGGGAAAGGAAAAGCACCUGCUAGGUCUGGUAAAGCAUCAAAAGCUGUAAAAAUGGAAGAUACAGUCUCUUCAAUCCACCACACAGCCAAUACGGAUUUAUAUGCUGUUAAACAAGAACAUGAUGAAAGCAAAAUAUCAGAACUAACAUCAGAGGCGGCAUCACCAUUUCAGGAUGAAAUCAGCCCGACUGAAUCAGCUGUUUCUGCUGGAAAUACAAAAAUGAAAACCACACGGAAGAGACGAAGGAAUAAAACUGUAUGGUAUCCAAAAAAGAAGCUAAAGCAACAUCAGAUUCAUGCAUCUUUUGAGUCCUCUAUGUCUCCUUUUUCAUUUUAUCCCUGUAAUUCUUUAACAGAUGAUGAAAUGAUCGAUCUCAAGCUGAAAGAUGAAAAUGACGACGUUACACAAAGAAACACUGUGCAGCCACUGAGCAGCGAUCAAGCAGAAGAGACGACAGCCAACACUCGUGCCAAACGCUCAUCUAAACUUAAAAACUAUGACCCUCUACCUCAAAAACUGAAACCACAAAAACCCCUUAAAUGCUUUUUUUGUGGUCGCUCAUUUCGACACAUCUCAGCGUUCACGGUACACAAGCGCAUUCACACGGGAGAAAAACCUUACAGAUGCACAACAUGUGGCAAGAGAUUUGCUCACAUUUCCCGACUCAACCUGCACACAAAAAUCCACACUGAGUCACCUGCAGUUUGUUGCCCAUGUUGUGACCAGAAAUUUAAAAGUAAAGACGAACUGAUUGUUCAUUUUGUUAUUCAUGUGAAAGACAUAAAGAGCUCAAAUGUGACUGCUGAAGAUGCACACAACCAGCAGGUGGAUGAUUGUCUUAACUCUCCAGUCACUUCCAGCCAUAAUAAGCCUUUCAGGUGUUCAAUUUGUUGUAAAGAGUUCAUCAGCAGAGCAACGUUUAAGAUGCAUGGACGAACACACGGUGGAAAGCCACACACCUGCUCUGUCUGUGGGAAAAAGUUUUGUAAGCCUUCAAGUCUGAAUGUUCAUGAAAAGACUCACUGGCCUGUAAAACCGUAUUCUUGCUCCGUGUGUUGUACAGGUUUCGUCAAGCUGCAGGAGCUUAAACGUCACUCUGAGAUGCACUCAGGAGUCACACCUUUCUCCUGUGCCAGAUGUGAAAAAGCCUUCGGGAGCUUUGCUUUGUUACGCUCACAUCAAGUGUCUGAAGUUUGCUCUGAGGAACGAGACUCCUCUGAGGGUAAUCAAGUUGACAUUGAGGGAUUCUUGUUUUCUCAGGGCGUUGAAGGACAGAUUGUCACUCCUGUGUAUUUUAAAUGUCCAAUAUGCAAGCAAAUUCACCGUCACUGGUGCCAGCAUGUUCUGCAUUUACAAACACACCAUCAAAGCAAGUCUUACACUUGUGAGACAUGUGGGCAAGAGUAUGAGCAUGCGUCUGACAUGAGAAGUCACUGCAGUGUUUGCUGUAGAGCAAGUGGAGAGGAGAGGGCGUGUAGAUCCUCCCUGUCCGAGAUCUGGAAAGAACCAGAAGCUCCAAAAAAUCAGGCAAGUGAACCUCCACAUGUGGACCAGGAGGAUCAAAUGUCCUUUUCACCUCAAGUGGAAACAGGAGAAGAGAGGGCGUGUGGAUCCUCCCUGUCAGAGAUCUGGAAGGAACCAGAAGCUUCACAAAAUCAAGCAAGUGAACCUCCACAUGAGGACCAGAAGAGUCAAACAUCCUUUUCACCUCAAGUGGAAACAGGAGAGGAGAGGGCGUGUGGACCCUCACUGUCCGAGAUCUGUGAGGAACUGGAAGCUCCACAAAAUCAGGGGAGUGAACCUUCACAUGAGGACCAGAAGAGUCAAAUGUCUUUUCCAGCUCAAGUGGACACAGGAGAGGAGAGGGCAUGUGGAUCCUCCCUGUCUGAGAUCUGGAAGGAACCAGAGGAUCCACAAAAUCAGGCGAGUGAACCUCCACAUGAGGACCAGAAGAGUCAAACGUCCUUUUCACCUCAAGUGGAAACAGAUGAAAAAGAGGUCACAGACAUGCAAUCACCACCACCAUCGCCAAGCAACUCCAGCCCGUCUGUAAAUGACGAUUUUGACAUCAGUGUUCCAUCUCCGAACCCUGGUGGCAAGUUUUCUGAUGCGGGAAACGAUCAAACAACUCGACAGCCCUCCAGAUUUCACCCACAGUCAUUAAUUCGGAGGCAUUGUGGCAGAUACUCAUGUGGACACUGUGGAAAAUCCUUUAACCGUUGGAACAAGCUGUGGCUGCAUCGGCGUUCACACCGACGAACAGUCAGACCUUUCUGCUGCAGCCAGUGUGAUCUGGAGUUUCGCUUCCUGGGUUCGUACAUCGAUCACCUGCGGGAACACGCAGCCCAGAUGCCCUACGCAUGUCCUUUAUGUCCUGACACCUUUUCCAGUGACGAAAAUUUGAGCGCUCACAUCUUUGAAUGUCACAAACAGGAUGACGGCAUGAAAUGUAGCACAUGUGGAAAGAGUUUUUCCAGCCUGAGACACUUGAAGAAACACAAGCUGCUACACAAAGGGGUCGGUUCACAUUUCUGCCUCCCUUGUAACACCUCAUUCCCACAUAUCAGCGCUUUAAAGACUCACCUGAAGACUCACAGGACACGUCUCAAUGUCCCUCAGCCUGCAGGGCUUGUUGAGCCAUUUUUAUUUCCCUAUCACUGCAGGAAAUGCACGGCAAAGUUCUCAAGCACAGAUCUCCUUCAGGCGCAUCAGGUUUGCCAUUUCACUGUGGGGGAAAAGCCGGGCAACCUUCCAGAGAGCGUCGCCUCUUGUAUUCCCAGCAGAGCCCAGGAAGACAUGCGACAACAGAGAGACGUUUCAGAGCCGUCUCAGCGGACGCGACGUCUUCCAGUGAGCAAUAAAAAACAUCUGUUCAGGUACCCUCACCCAGACCGCCUUUAUGUCGUACCUGUCGUCUCCUCAGAGCCGCCCGUUGUCAUUUCAGAUACAGAAGAAGAACAAAGUCCAUCCAUCACCGCCAGCGACACAAUGUCGUCUGCCUCUCCUCAAGGACAACCAGCUCCAAAUACCUCAAAUAUACCUCAAUCCUCAGCUGUUUCCAAACUUGGAGACAUGGAUGAACAUCAAACAGGCAGCUCACAUCAGCAACUUCAGGAUCAGUAUCAGGAUGCGUUGAAGGAUAUAACCGAUAUCGGUGGCUGCGAUAGCGAUUCAGCUGAACUUGAACCAGUUUGUAUGAUACUCAAGGAGAACGAGUCUGUGGACGACGCUCACAACUGUGCAAUUUGUACGGAAACAUUUACAGACAUCUCAAAGCUGCAUGAACAUUACAUAGAUCAUGCCAAAGGGAUGUAGAAGCUUAAAGUUUAGGGUCCGGUUUCAGAGACAUGAAUGCCUUUUAAUGGUUUUAUAACGAUUUAUGGAAAAGAAAAUCUUGAAUGUAAACUGUUAUUUAUGUAGAUCUGCAGUUAUUCCUUUAUUGAGGCUGUGUAACUUUUAUUUUUGGUAACACAUCACACUCAAAGGUUUGUGACAAAAUCUGUUGCUGCAGUAAACAUUUUAGAGAUUAUAUUUUUAAAGGAAAACAAACAAGUACUGCUGCUCUGAUAUUCUGCUACUGAAUCACAAAGUUUACUGUUUUACUGAUUACACCUUUUCUACCUGUUGAUAUGGUGCUUUACUGUUUGUUACAUAUGUUUUGAGAUAUUUUAAUGCAAAUACUGUAUGUAUACUGUAGAGCAGUUUUUUUAGUGUGUGUAUUUUUUUACUCUGAAUACAUUAUUUUUUUAUAUCUUAUCAUUCAGGCUGUAGUCUGAUGAUUAAACCUCAUCAGUGUUUGAUUUAUACAUUUCAGUUGAGAUUCUUUUUAUCUUCCAUUAAUGUGAACAUCUCAGUGUUUUUGGUGUCUUUUAAGGGCAGUGAACAUGGUCAGAGACUGAACACCCAGAAACCAUAAAUGUUAAAUAUAUUCAUGUGAACCUGUUGAUCUGUAAAAAAAAAAAAAAAAUCUUUAUUGAUCUUUUGUAAUAUAAUAGUUUU
Molecule: messenger RNA, 7927 nt
Organism: Thunnus maccoyii (southern bluefin tuna)
Lineage: Eukaryota; Metazoa; Chordata; Actinopteri; Scombriformes; Scombridae
Exons: 3
Coding region: 329-7243 (2304 amino acids)
Source: RefSeq, a predicted model, not a curated record